UUCGGAGGAUUUAUCGCCAGUACAAGCCAAAGGCAGUUUAAUGUAUUUCAUGCUCGGGUAUUUCCCUGGCACACGGUUUGAAACUUGUUUCCUGAGGUAUGGCAAUGUAGACAGCUUUCCAGCUAUGUUUUGGGAAUAUUUCGACGCGGUUGGACGACUUGGAAAUACAGAGGUCUCUACGAGCGAGUGAGAGACAUGGACAACUCUGUCACCCUGUGGCAGUUCCUUCUCCAGCUCCUGUUGGAUUCCAGUAAUGAGCAGCUGAUCUGCUGGACCAAUGAGGAAGGGGAGUUUAAACUGCUGCAGGCAGAGGAGGUGGCCCGGCUGUGGGGAGCCCGCAAGAACAAGCCCAACAUGAACUAUGACAAACUCAGUAGGGCUCUCAGAUACUACUACGACAAGAACAUCAUAAAGAAGGUAAAUGGUCAGAAGUUUGUCUAUCGCUUUGUGUCCUAUCCCGACAUACUGAAAGGAGACGUUGCUAUCCGAGAGGGUGGGGAUGUGGUUGCUGGGGGCAACCCUCCCCUAUUGAAGAGAGGAGACAGCACUCUGCAGGAGUGUGAGUCUGGUGAUCACAGCAAGGUAGGAGGUACUUCAGCUGCUCUGGGCUCCAGCACAAAGCAGUCAAACCGUAACGACUACAUCCACUCUGGCCUGUACACCUCCUUUACCCUCAACUCUCUGCAAAAUGGACGGCAGCUCUUCAAGUCCAUCAAAAUAGAGAACCCAGCAGAGAAGAUGGCUGACAAGAGAGGCCUCACUGCCACAGCCCAUAGCCAGGAGCAGUUGCCCCAGUCACAGCAGUCAACUGCUUUACCAUCUGUAAUCAAGUUUGGAAACACCCCUCCAAAGCCAGCACCAGCACCUCCUCCUCAGGUUGCCAUGGAGCCAACCCUAAUAUCCAACCACUUGGAUCCUCUGCAAGUUCCACCCACGCGGGCCGAAGACAUCAGCACACACUCCUCCUUGCCGUCCCAGUCUGUCUACUCAUUUGAACAUAUCCGCCCAUCGGAACCAGCGUUCAGCUUACCAGACCUGACCUCGGCCAGCCCGUCUCCAAGCCUAGUGCCUGACUCCUCCCAGGAGCUGGUGAUUGACAGCGACAUAGAGUCUGGCUCUUCUCAGCCCACAGGCACUCAGGCACGGGAGAAGGUGGACAGUGGCAUUGGUUUGUCUGGAGAUGAGACCAGUUUGGUGGAUGCUGAAACCAGUUCAUCCUCAGUGAGCAGCAGCACCACAGUCUGCACCCAGAGCUCAGGGAAGACACGCAAGCCACCCAAGAUCCUGCAGAUCAGCCCGCCAACUCUGCUUGUCACCACUUCCGACUUCUCCCCCAUGAACCUCUGCAGCCCCUCUCUACCUACUGCCUCUCUCACACCAGCAAUGCUACAGACUCCCACUCUGUUGCUGACUCCCAGUCCUCUGCUGUCUAACAUCCACUUCUGGAGCACGCUCAGUCCAGUCGCUCCCCUCAGCCCAGCCACACGUCGCCAGGGAGCCCACCUUUUCCAAUUUCCUUCAGUCCUCACCCCUCAGUUCCAGAUCCCUGUACACAGUAUGGAUGGGACCAACACACCCGGCCCCAUUUCCCCAGACCCCCAGAAGACAUAGGAUAAACCCCCCACAGCACCACUGCAUUUGGACCCAGCCAGCCAGACACCGUCCCCACUCCUGCUCUCACAUCCAGGACAGUUAUGUGGGAGCUCAUUGCCAUUCCUCAUCACUCCGGUGCUUUAAAGUUCACUGCCACAGAACUUACACUACACUCAGACGUGUGGAGAGAGGAUCUGAUAUGUUGGCAGUCCAGGUUUGAUGGAUGAGGGUAACACAUUCGGUUUGUUUCACAGCAUUUACACCCUGCAGAUGAUCUCCUGUACUCACACACACUGAUGCCAUUGUUGCUUAUGCACUUUUCUUUCAUUUUGUCUGGCUUUUUGGGAUCCUCAGUCACAACAAUUCAAAGGAGGGAGGAAUUUCCAUAGCAACACUUGGUGCAUGUGGAUUGGACUCUCAGCAGUGACAAUCUGCUUCAUACUUGGAAUCAGAGACCAGUGGGAUUGCAGAUACCUGAAUCUUUCCUUUUAUAUAAUUUCCUUCUUCUAGCAACAGUGUUACUGCCAAAAGAUGCGUUUUAUGUUGUCAGUGUCGAAUCUGCUUUCUCCUCCGCUGACAAUGAUUCUGCUCCUUUCUGCGCUUUGUCCUUAAUUUUUCCUCUCGUUGUAGAGUAGUGCUUGAACUUGAUAGUGCGCAUGUUUACCUGCAACUCGUUUAUCUUUCCCCAGCUCUCCACCUCGCCUCACCUGCCUGAGUGUGUACUAUUUGCUGCUCUGAAGUGUUGGCUGACUAUAGCCAUAUCCCACAGGACUUUUACCUUGGCUGUCUUAUCAUAACAUAUGGCCAUAAUCCAAGCUGAACCUUGAAUCAUGCCUCUAUGUAACUGUUCUAAUGCAUAUAUACAGCAGAGUAGCCCUUAAAGCCAGUGUGGCCUGGUCUGCCUCCAGCCACUGAACUUUCAAGUGGGAGUGAAAGAAAGUGAAGCCAUAACCCGUUUUGUGCAUCAACUCUGCAAGCAACAGCACACAAAUCAUGUUUUUGUUUCUGCAGCCCUACAUUGUUAAAGGCAGCCGUCCUGUUAGUGACUCUUAUUUACAGAUUUACUGUACAGUAAAUAUGUGGCUAGCAGCUGCUUAGCACAAAGACUGGAAACAGCUGGGCUGGUUCACAAAAUCCCCCUACCAGCAGCUCUAAAGUUAACUAAUUAUCAUGUUGUUUCUUGUGUGUUUAAAAGUGUGAAAAAGUGUAAAAACAUCAAUUUACUAUUGUAUGUGCCAGAAUUUUUUAUGGCUGGGAGCAGAGACUUAUUGGAGUCUCAGUUGGUCUCCUGAUAACUGCUCAUGGACAAGAAAUAGUUCCAGCACACCCAUAAAACCACAAAUUGUUAUUUUUAUACUGAAGGAGAUCUUACAGGUUAAUUAAUGAACUUCAGAGGUGUCGUUAGGGCCAGGCUAGCUGUUUCCCCCCCCCCCUUUUCCCACUGCUAAGCUAGGCUAAGCUAACCAGCUGCUGGUUUCAGCUACCUAUUUUACAAUACAGACAUGAGGGUGGCAUCGUUCUUCUCAUGUAACAUUUCGCAAGAUUAGGUGUAUUUCCUUAAAUGUUGAGCUAUUCCUGAAAGUAGAAUUUGAACUAAAGCCAGACCUUGUGAGGCAAAGUCAGGGCCGUUCUGUCUGUGGCUUAUGAUUAUAUGGAUGGCUGUUGCUUGCAGCACCAGAGCAGUUGUUUAUCACUGACUGAACCUCCGAAUCUUACAGGCUAGACUCUUAACAGUCUAGCCUUAACCUUUGCCUAGCCUUAGCCAUAUGAAGUACAUCAACCUUUAAUCCCGAGGACUGUAGAAACCUCCUGGAACACUGAAGCACCUUCUUGCCCAAAAACCCAUAAACUCCUGUAGAUCAUCAGCCAUGAAAGGUUUACAUCUACUUUUGUAAAUGACUUUGAAGCCAUAAGUCUGAGACAGACUGAAUAGCAAGAUCCCACAAAUCUACACUGUUAAAUGUAGAAAUUGUACAUCACACUUGUUUACAUGAUACUUGGAUAGAACACGCUUAGGUGUUUCUUUACCAAAGUGUCCCUUUCUAACCCAGGGAUGGAUGACCAGCGAAUCUUGGGGGGGUGGGGGUGGUCAUACUCAUUUAUACUCACCUAACAACAGACAUUUGCUGUCCGUCACAUUGAUAUAUACGGUGCCUUACCACAGCCAAGCCCAGGUUUAUCUCCCAAAAGUGGAUGGAGUUCUAUUUAACAGUAUGUACAGAACUAACAGCGUUCCUGUUUGUCUUUAUGCCAUAUCUUUGUGCACACCAAACCAGAGCCCCAGAGGUUUGGAGUACACUGCAGCUCUGCCACAGCUUACGUACUGCAGGACCUUAACAGUGCUGCAGUGUUCUUCAGGAUGCAUAUCUGUAUAUAGACAGCAACAUGGGUUAAUAUGCAGCAUGUAAAUCUAAUCAGGCCAUGUUUUAUAGUUUGUCUCUUUCUAACCUGUUUAUAAAUGUUUACUCCGAAAAUAUAUAUAUACAUAUAAAACCUGUUUAUUAUGUUUUGUGUAAUCUCCUUUAAUUUUCCUGUAACACCAAUAGAUUAUAAGAUUAAUUUCUAUUUUUGUAACGGCCAGAUAGAUUUCUGCUAUUUUGGGUUUUCUGAUUUUGCGGUCUCUUGUGCAUGUUUCUUUCUGUUGUGUUCGGCAGGCGGCUGCUCCAUUGUGGCAUUGGCUACUUUUGGGAAUCAAAGCCUUAUGGGGAGAAAUCUAAAUCUAUGUUUUAUAUGUAAAGUGUUUUGAUAUAGUGUUGAUAUUGUACAUGCAGAUGUUGUGAUGGAACGUUUGCACUCAAAAUUUUGGGGUUCCUGUAAUAUUGGAUUCUGUCACUUUUCUAUAACUCAGAUUUCCUCUUUGAAGAAAUGUUGAAUUUUGCUUACUCAGAAAUGUAUAUUUUCCCAAAGGGAAGAUAAAAUUAUGCACUUAGUAUUUUAUACAGUAAAUCUAAUAUUUUACAAUAUAUAUCAAGUGAUAUACAGUACAGUGAUUUAUGAUUAGGCACUACCACACAAUAUUUAUUUAUUUGAAUUUAUAGUAGAGCCCAAUAUAAUUGGUAGCUCAUAUUGCAUUUUUGCAGUAACUUUGGUGAAAAACUAUAAAAUAUCCAGAUAAAAACCCCAAAGCCCUGAAACUUUCCUCCAUCAAGUCUUCUAGGACUUGUUUGCAUAUAGCUUCAUUUCUGUCUUCUGAUGGUGUUUUUCCCUUUAGCUUACCUUGAAAUGACCGUUCUGGCUUUGUUCUGUCCAGUUUUCUAUUUGUUUGAUGCUUUUUCAAAUGUUUACAAGCUGCUUGUCUUAAGUGGCGUAUUGAUAUGUGAGCGGCGUAGAGGAAGUGUUUCUAAUGGAAGAGAAAGGUGAGACCAAUAAUACAUGAUCUCUAACUGA
Messenger RNA from Micropterus dolomieu (smallmouth bass), 4980 nucleotides. It is a transcript of the gene elk4, whose product is annotated as ETS transcription factor ELK4. The record is from RefSeq and is a predicted model, not a curated record. The coding region runs from base 196 to 1611 and encodes 471 amino acids. The transcript is spliced from 6 exons. Gene Ontology annotation, biological process: regulation of transcription by RNA polymerase II; cell differentiation. Gene Ontology annotation, cellular component: nucleus. Gene Ontology annotation, molecular function: DNA-binding transcription factor activity, RNA polymerase II-specific; sequence-specific DNA binding. NCBI's taxonomy places the organism in Eukaryota, Metazoa, Chordata, Actinopteri, Centrarchiformes, Centrarchidae.